This is a messenger RNA of Dendrobium catenatum, 1534 nucleotides long. RefSeq lists its product as uncharacterized. Gene Ontology annotation, biological process: cytokinin biosynthetic process. NCBI's taxonomy places the organism in Eukaryota, Viridiplantae, Streptophyta, Magnoliopsida, Asparagales, Orchidaceae. The transcript has 4 exons. Bases 277 to 885 code for a protein of 202 amino acids. The record is from RefSeq and is a predicted model, not a curated record.
AAUGAGAGAGACUUGGGGAUUUUCCUCUCCCUUCCCACCAUUCCCAACUGGCAGUUUUAAUUUCAUACACAGCGAGGAAACCGAGAUGGUGUUGUUCCAGGGAUGGAUUGGGUAAAUGACAAGAUGGGUCUGAGAUUUGGGUGCCAAACAAUUCUUUGUUUUCCGCGCAAAGCUCCAAACUCCUCUUCUUCUCCCUUUUUCUUCUCCUACCAUUCCCUGAAUCACAGAGGGAAAGAAGAAUCCGCCUUACUCUGAUUUCGUCAAGCAGUGCUCGUCAUGGAGAAAGUUGAGGACUUGGAGGAGUUCGUGGUAAAGGGAGAGAGGGGCUUCUCUGAAUGCAGUAGUGGAUGUCAAUCUGGCUGGACUUUGUACCUUUGCCAGUCGCAUGACAGCCCUUCCACCUCCACUCUUCCUAGCGGAGGAGAAGUCUCCGUUCAUGAAGAUGAAGAAGAGGACUUGUCAAUGCUCUCCGAUGCAUCUUCUGGUCCUCCACAUGGCACAGAAGAAACUUGCAUCAAGUUUUACUAUUGUUCUAAUGAUCGAGAUUUAGGUCUCUCUGCAUUUGCUCGUAAUGGGGUCAGCAAGAGAAGAAAGGCUGAGGAAAAGAACCUGCAGAAGCAAAGAAGACUCCAGGAGCACUCUUCCUUCCUAGAUGACACUGCAAGUUCUCCCUUGCUCUGUUUCUCCGAGGCUACCAGUAGCAUCAGCAGCAGCAGCAGGAAUCACCUUGUGGAUGAUGUCUUGGAACUCUCCUGUGGUUUCUCUGCAAACCAUUGCAAGAAAGAGGCUGCUUUGAAGAAUCAUAUUGGUAAUUAUCUUCAAUCUUCCGCUGCUCUGAAUCAAGCACCAAACUGCAGGCAAGAAGACGAGAACAAUCUGCUCUAAAGAAAUAGCAACGAAGAUUAGAAAUCCAUGUGUAGAUCUCCAGCAUCCAUCCAUGGCUUCUUUUUUUAUUAUUCUUCUCUGUUUAUUUUAUCAACUUGUUCUUUUCUUCCCUUUUCUUCUUCCUGUCAAUGCUGUAGGAAACAACAUCCUGAACCAGAAAAGAUGAUCAAAUAAAAAUUGUUGCACUCGUUUAUUUAGCUCUUUUGUUAUGAAUGAGGGUUGAACAAGACGUACUAUUAUAAAAAGUGGCUUCUGCUGAAUUCUCUGUCCAUAUUCAACUUGCUCUGUUCUCAUCACCUAACCAGGAGAACCCUCACCAAGUUCAAAGCUCAACAGUCACUUUCAUGAGCAGGGUGUGUGUACUAAUAACUAAUGACGUGGUGAUGUAAAAGAAAGAAGAUAUUCAGAGAUCCAUUUGAUGUAAAUUUGUGGGAACUCCCAAGUGGCUCAUCGAAGGCCAGGCUGGGUGCUUUCUACUACUGGAUGGGUGCGUCAGUAUUAUUGAUUGAAACUGUGCGUUAUAUAUAUGUGGCAAUGUGAACAUGGCAUGCACAUGAUGCUCCUGAAAAUGACACGUACAUAGUAUCAUUGUUAUAUUAAUCCUCACCCUUCUUACCUAGAGGAAUUAUUCUACGCAGAACCGCGUCAA